Cladophialophora yegresii CBS 114405 is the source of this 4068-nucleotide messenger RNA. RefSeq lists its product as uncharacterized. The record is from RefSeq and is a predicted model, not a curated record. Lineage: Eukaryota; Fungi; Ascomycota; Eurotiomycetes; Chaetothyriales; Herpotrichiellaceae. Gene Ontology annotation, cellular component: nucleus; mRNA cleavage and polyadenylation specificity factor complex. Bases 1 to 4068 code for a protein of 1355 amino acids. The transcript has a single exon. Gene Ontology annotation, molecular function: protein binding; nucleic acid binding.
AUGCAGUGCUACUCAGAUCUCAUUCCCCCUUCUGGAGUCACUCAUGCGCUUUCGCUCCCCUUCACAUCCGCGCAUGCCGACAACUUGAUCAUUGCCCGGACUUCUCUUGUGCAGAUAUUCCAGUGCAAGUCGGUCCACGCGGGACAGGACACCAAGCUCGUCUUGGUCGCCGAGUACAAUCUCGCCGGCACAGUCACAUCGUUGGGCAGAGUCAAAAUCACAGACUCGAAGGCCGGAGGUGAUGCAGUUCUCAUCGCCCUCCGUGAUGCCAAACUGAGCCUUGUCGAAUGGGACCCGGAACUGCAUAGCAUAUCUACGCUCUCAAUACAUUACUACGAGCAUGAUGAUCUGCAGACUGCACCAUGGCAGCCUGAUCUUGCCGAGUGCGUCAGCCGUCUCACGGUUGACCCUUCGAGUAGAUGUGCUGCCUUCAACUUCGGCAUAAGUAAUCUCGCCAUCAUACCAUUCCAUCAAGGGGGCGAUGAUCUCGCAAUGGACGACUUGGACGACGAACAUUACGAGAAGACACAAACAAGUCCACAGCAGGAGGGCCAGGCAGCUGAUGCCAACUCAACGUACAGUCCAUCGUUCGUCUUGCCAUUAACCAUCCUUGACCCUGGGCUGUUACAUCCCGUCGACAUGGCUUUCCUCCACGAGUACCGCGACCCGACCAUUGGCAUCCUAUAUUCCACAGCCGCGCGCUCCUCAAAUAUGAGUCCUGAUCGCCAAGAUGUCACAAUCUAUGCAGUUUAUGCUCUCGACUUGGAGCAGAAGGCCUCAACAACGUUGCAAUCUGUGCAAAAACUUCCCAACGACCUCUACCGAAUUGUCCCGCUGCCACUGCCCGUAGGGGGCGCAUUGCUGAUCGGCGGAAAUGAAGUGAUCCACGUCGAUCAGGGUGGAAAAUCAAGUUCCAUUGCGGUCAAUGAAUUCGCAAAAGAAGCUUCUUCGUUUCCGAUGACAGACCAGUCCGAGGCUCGAUUGAGGCUGGAAGGGUGCCAAGUAGAGCACCUGGGUAAUGCCACCGGAGACAUGUUGGUGAUACUAAAGAGUGGAGAGCUUGCUCUUCUAGGCUUCAGAAUGGAUGGACGCUCGGUCUCCGGAUUGACCCUGCAAAAGCUCGCCCACAAUCACGUGGAGGGUUCUGCGUCUUGCACCGCGAAUCUCGGAACAAAUUGUCUCUUCAUCGGAAGCGAAGAGGCCGACUCGGUUCUGCUUGGAGCAGACAAGAAGCUAGCCCAGUUAAAACGUGUACGCUCACGAGCGCAGAUUCAGUCAAAUGGAGUGGACUCUGAGGAGGACGACGACGAAGACGGUCCAGAGGACGAUGAUGACCUCUAUGGCGAGGUCACACAAAAGCCAAAUGGGCAUGCCCCAAGCGAUUCUAGUGGCCAGAACUUUCGAACUAUGGACCGGCUUCCAUCAAUAGCACCUAUAAAUGACCUGGCCCUCGGUGACCUCCGGAAGCGGAAGCGCGAUCAAAACGAUGAUUCUGCUUUAUCAGGCAGCCGCUCAUCCGAGAUUAUGGUCGCAUACGGUCGAGGUCGUGCCAACGGAGUGGCUACAAUAAGCCGACACCUCGAGCCAGAGACGACGAAACGGGUAAGGUAUGAAGAUGCUAUCGGUAUAUGGUGCUUGGGCUCCACGCAGAAAUCUCAAGACCACAGACCGGCAGAUGAGCUGGUCAUUGUUUCUCAUAUGACCGCGGAUGGCGUUGGCAGAUCUUCGUUGUAUCGUCUAAAUGAUGGCGAUAUGUCGCCAAUCGCCGAAGGCGACUUCGACCAAGCCGCUGGCUCGGCAAUUGCGGUCUUCAGAUUGCAAGCUACAAAUCACACGAUCCAGGUGCUGCCUACGGAAAUCCGUGUCUACGAUGCCAACUUCGGCCUCUCGCAGAUAUUUCCCGUGGUCGAUGAAGAAGAAGGCCAGUUGGCCAGGGCGACGAAGGCUGCCUUUGCCGAACCUUACCUUGCUUUGGUCAAAGAUGACGGUACGAUGGCCUUGCUCAAGGCGGAUAAGGCCGGUGAGCUUGACGAAGUCGGACAUCCAACAGCCUUCAAGGAUAAGACAGUCUUAUCAGUAUCGCUCUAUCACGACCCAGGCGAUUUCUUCCGGACUUCAAGGCUCUAUGGAGGCGCUGCGACUUCAGCUGGACCGAUCCUGGCAUUGAUGGCUUCAGACGGCCACUUUUGCCUGUUGUCUCUUCCCAACCUGGACCUCCAAGUGUUUCAGUGUGACAGUCUGCCAUUCCUGCCCACGCAUCUGUUGCAAAAUACACAGUUACCCAAGCAUUGGAGAAACAAGGACGAACUGGCAGAGGCUCUGCUUGUUGACCUCGGAAACAAAGAUGACAGACGACCGUAUCUCGUCGUUCGCAAUACCACCAACGAUCUCGUCAUCUACGAACCCUUCGCCGUGCUCAACGUCGUAGGCAGCUUCAGGUUCAAGAAGAUCGCAACAAAGCCAGCAGAAGCUCCCGAGGAUACAGUCGAGGAGGAAGGCGAAGAGUCCUCCCUUCAGCCGAUGCAGGUGAUCAGGGACAUAGCAGGGCAUGCCUCGGUAUUUGUCCCCGGGGCACAGCCUAUGCUCAUCCUCCGCGAAGCGUCCACCAUGCCACACGUGUACGAGCUGAAGCCGCAGAACAUCAAAUCUCUGAGCGCAGCCAACCCUGGCGGCUUCGUCUUCAUCGACGACACAGACUACUUGUGUUUCUGUCAACUCCCUGAGACCCUCAUGCUGGGCCACUCGGACUGGAUCAUCGACCGCGUCGCGCUCAACGAAGACAUCACCUCGCUCACCUAUUUCUCGCCGACAGACUCGUACAUCCUGGCCACAAACUCGAGCACCGAGUUCCAACUGCCCCAAGACGACGAAUGGCACCCGGAAUGGCAAGCCGAAUCCACGACCUUUCUGCCCACCACCCUGUCUUCGACCCUGAAACUCCUCAGCUCUCGAUCCCACCGCAUCAUAAGCCAAUUCCGCUUCGACGCGUCCGAGCGCGUGCUCUGCGUCAAGUCCAUCAACCUCGAAGUCUCCGAGGAGACGCACGAACGCAAGGAUUUGAUUGUAGUGGGCACGGCCGUCGUCAAAGGCGAAAACAUCACAACGAGAGGAAACAUCUACCUCUUCGACGUCGUCGACGUCGUGCCCGAGCCAGGCGUGCCCGAAACGGAUCUGAAGCUGAAGCUCAUCACCAAGGAAGAAGUGCGCGGCGCCGUGUCGGCAAUCUCGGGCGUCGGAUCGCAGGGUUUCCUACUGGCAGCGCAAGGCCAGAAGUGCAUGGUCCGCGGCCUCAAGGAAGACAUGUCCAUUCUGCCGGUUGCCUUCCUCGACAUGCGGUACUACGUGCACGUGGCCAAAGAACUGCCCGGCACGGGCCUGUGUAUUCUGGGCGAUGCAUUCUCGGGCCUCUGGCUCGUCGGCUACUCCGAGGAACCCUACAAGUUACAAAUCCUCGGCCGCGACUUCGCGAACCCACCCGUCCUGGAGGCCGAGUUCUUGCCGGCCGCGAAACAGCUGUACAUCGUCUCGGCCGGCGACGACGGCGUGCUGCGCAUCCUGCAGUACGAUCCCGAGGACCCAAAAACCGAGCGCGGCGCCAAGUUGUUGCUCCGCAGUACCUUUCACACGGGCGACACGCCGACCAGUAUGACAUUGGUGCCGCCACCGCGACCAGCCGCCGCCGCCGCCGCCGCGAUGUCGUCGAUGGAUCUCGACGACGCGCCCUCGUCCCAGGCGCACACAAUCCUUCUUACAGGCGCGAGUGGCUCGGUCGCCCUGCUCACGCCGCUCUCCGAGCCCACGUACCGCCGCCUGUCGACCUUGCAGAACGUCCUGCUCUCGUCCGCGCUGGACAGCCACGCGCACUACGCGGCCCUCAACCCCCGGGCGUACAGACAGAUCGAGACGGACGGGAUCGGCGGGCGCGCCGUCAUCGAUGGCGAUCUCGUCAGGCGGUGGUGGGAAUUGAGUACCCAGGCAAGAGCGAGCUCUAGUGACAAGGCCGGAGGCAGUGGUUGGGAUGUAAGGGGUGAUUUGGCCGUCGUGGGAGGUGGGGAGGCAGGAUUUUAA